GCAACUCCUCUCGUUUCUUAGGCCCUGGCUGGUUCUGGCGUACCCCAAAAUGUAGCCCUCCGCCCCAAGAGCCCAGCUUUCCUUUCCUCCGCGGAUGCCCAGUUGGCCAUUCCACCUUCAACCCCAAAGGUUCCCAUUCUCCAACCACUACCGCAGCCGAGUUUGGAGCACGCUGCCGGGCCCCAGGAGGGCGCGGGGCAGGUGUCCUGGCAGCGUGGAGCCUCCACUCUCCUAGCUUUCAUCAGUAAGCCCCUCACGCGCGCGCUCCGCAUCCUCCCUCAUCCCUUCCCCCGAAGCUCAGUAGCCUCCAGCCUCGGUCACUGCAACGUCAGAGCUGCUAGAGGAAGGCAGAAAGGCGCGGCCGCCAGCAAUGACACCAUGUGACAAGCACCACUUAGUGACACGCAGCUUUGGUUGAAAGCGGGCGCGCAGAAGGGGAGGAGACGGUGGAGGAAUGGCCUGACUUUCCCGGUUAAAACAUCUUAAGCCCCAGACUGCAGAAGGACGACGCGCCUCCCAGUAGGAAAUGACUACGGCUCGAGACCCUGAACGCCAGAGCGUGUCGAUAUACUUACUGAGUGUCUCCAGUGUGCCAGGCAGCGGAUCUAUGUGCAUAGAGGAACCUUGGAAUGCAAUACAGCAGUACGUAUCCAGUGAUCAUCUCUUCUUGCUGAUUUAACAGGGGUAUCACACAUAUAUAUUUGCUGCUAUCUGCUACUACAUACACUCAAAACGAGAAAUUUGGACUAAUUGUUUUGACUACAAAUAACUUCUAAACAUGAUGCAUUUCAAAAGUGGACUCGAAUUAACUGAGUUGCAAAACAUGACAGUGCCCGAGGAUGAUAACAUUAGCAAUGAUUCCAAUGAUUUCACCGAAGUAGAAAAUGGUCAAAUAAAUAGCAAGUUUAUUUCUGACCGUGAAAGUAGAAGAAGUCUCACAAACAGCCAUUUGGAAAAAAAGAAAUGUGAUGAAUAUAUCCCAGGAACGACCUCCUUGGGCAUGUCCGUCUUUAACCUGAGCAACGCCAUCAUGGGCAGUGGGAUUUUGGGACUUGCCUUUGCCUUGGCCAACACUGGAAUCCUUCUUUUUCUGAUACUUUUGACUUCGGUGACAUUGCUGUCCAUCUAUUCAAUAAACCUUCUAUUGAUCUGUUCCAAGGAAACAGGCUGCAUGGUUUAUGAAAAGCUGGGAGAACAAGUCUUUGGCACCACAGGGAAGCUGGUCAUCUUUGGAGCCACCUCUCUACAGAACACUGGAGCAAUGCUGAGCUACCUCUUCAUAGUAAAAAAUGAACUACCCUCUGCCAUAAAAUUUCUGAUGGGAAAGGAAGAGGCAUUUUCAGCCUGGUAUGUGGACGGCCGAGUUCUGGUGGUGAUGGUUACCUUUGGCAUAAUUCUCCCUCUGUGUCUCUUGAAGAAUUUAGGUAAGGAAAGAUCUUGCCUUUAUCUUUAUCUUGCCUUUAUCUUGCCCAUAAUAUCUACACAGUUUUUUUCCCCCUGCCUAGGGCCAAAAUUGGGAGGCUCCUUUUCCCUGAAUUCUGGGAAUCUCUAUGUCUUUUUCUUAGUGUUUAUUUCUUUUUCUUUCAAAUAGACCGUGUAUGCUUUACCAACCAUUGCAUUUGCAUUUGUCUGCCACCCAUCAGUCCUGCCAAUCUACAGUGAGCUUAAAGAUCGAUCACAGAAAAAAAUGCAGAUGGUUUCAAAUAUCUCCUUUUUCGCCAUGUUUGUUAUGUACUUCUUGACUGCCAUUUUUGGCUACUUGACAUUCUAUGACAAUGUGCAUUCAGACCUCCUUCACAAGUACCAGAGCAAGGAUGACAUUCUCAUCCUGACAGUGCGGCUAGCUGUCAUUGUCGCUGUCAUCCUCACCGUGCCCGUGUUAUUUUUCACAGUUCGUUCAUCUUUAUUUGAACUGGCUAAGAAAACAAAGUUUAAUUUAUGUCGUCAUGUCUUGGUUACCUUCAUACUCUUGGUUAUCAUCAACUUGCUGGUGAUCUUCAUACCCUCCAUGAAGGAUAUUUUUGGAGUCGUAGGAGUUACAUCUGCCAAUAUGCUUAUUUUCAUUCUUCCUUCAUCUCUUUAUUUAAAAAUCACAAACCAGGAUGGAGAUAAAGGCACUCAAAGAAUCUGGGCGGCUCUCUUUUUGGGCUUGGGGGUGCUGUUCUCCUUGGUCAGCAUCCCCUUGGUCAUCUAUGAUUGGGCCUGCUCAUCCGGUAGUGACGAAGGCCACUGAGACCAGCCGGAAAAGAAAGCAUUCCAGUCUGCUGCUCAUCAAGUCUCCACACAUCAGCAACUCCUCAUCACUUCUUUUGCAAGUUCACAGAAACAACAGAAAAGUACAAGAUACUUAAAAUGGAACAGCACUUUGGUUGCAAAUUGGAGACCUGUUUCUGUAACAGUUCGUGCCCCUCCAACAUUUGGGAUCUCUUUAGGAAUGGUGGAUCUUUCCCCCUAUCCCCAAAUUUCAUGCACUUAUAUUAUAAAGUACUUUUCAAGUCAGUUAUUUUCCAUUCUCCUAACUCUGUUUUUGUGGCUUUGUAGUCUCUUAGAACUUUGAAAACAUAAUCACCAAUCGUGUUGACUUAUUACAUAUCUGGGUUCUGAGAUAAUUUUCCUAUUGAUGUUCAGCUCACACUAUCUGGGUCUUUUUAGAAAAGAAUCUUGAAUUGUGUAUAUUUAUUUUGCUUUAUAGGAAAAAAAACAGUUUUUCGUAAAUAAUUUGCCUCUUUUGGUUGACAUAGCACACCAAGUUAAUCAUAUGGGAGUCAUAGGGCACGUGCCAUUGCCUCAUCUGAGCAUGCCCAUUGUUUGAGGCAGCUCAGAUCAGGGCCGUCCAGCUGCCUAGCAGGUACAACAUACUGCUCCCAUGAAAGAUAUUCCCUUCUGAGUGUCCUCAGAUAGGAAGAGGUUGGAAUAAUACCUUCAUAAAUAUAUUAAACUACACAUUUAUCUAAUCUUGCAAAUGAAGUUUUUUUUUUUUUUUUCCCUUUUAGAAUCUUAGGUCAGAGUUCCUCUAGGCUAAGUGAGCUUCUACUGGAGGAGACCCCUGGCACCUGCCAUAAAAAGAUUGUCCAAGAUGCCUAAGAAAAUACUCCUCUGAUGUAGAUAGCCUUUAACUCUACACCUGUAUCAUUGAAGUGAGGGAAAUGUUUUAUUGAAUUGAUAAGCCCAGCAGCAUUUAUUUAGUCAUGUCCACCAGCUUUUUGUCAUAGUGAAAUAAUGUGUCCCUAACUAAGGACGAUCUAGGGUAAGUAAUUCCUAUUUUAUAUUGGGUACUUUAGGAGAGUCUUUAAUAGACUUGUUUUAUAUAAUAAAUCUAGGUUAUUACAAAUACAAGAUUUUUGUACCUCAAAUAAGCCUCAUUUCUCUUUCUUCUCCAUUAACUUUCCAUCCAGUCUUGAAAAUAAGCUUUCAGAGAGUCUUUGUGAAGAACCUUUGGUGAAAUCACUGUGUACCUUCCUUUUCCCCACAGGGAAGACGAGGGCCUCAGUGUCCGAACUCUCUCUCUUCUCAUUACUGUUCAUCUCAGCGUGGUUUGUGCAGCACAGAGUUGCCCCAAACUCUUACUCAGUCCCUCCCCUAAAGGGAGCGGAAAGAAACUAUGAAGAGAUGAAAUGAGAGAGCUUGUGACAAGGUAGCUGGAACAGGAAUGGGGGACACAAAGGACACCCAGAUAGCAACCCCCAAAGCUAGGCCAUCCCAUCACUUGUGAUUGGCAUGUCCCUGUUUUAUGAAUGGUAAGAAAUGUGCAUGCUCUGUGAGCUGGUCUCUUGAAACAGGGCUUAUGCCUUAUCUCUAUGUAUUCUGGUUGCAUUUUCUAAACAUGUAAGUUCACCGAGCACAGAUUUCUUAUCUGGAGAUAAGUAGAAUCUAACCACAGAUGGUUGGCAGAGUUUCCAGGCACUUAGCUCUGGCUUCUGUUCCUUCCACCCUGACUCCCCAAAGGGCUUUGCUGUCACUGAGAGUCAGUCACAGGGAACUGUUCCCCCCCCCUUUUUUUUUUUUUUUACAAACUAAUGUCUGUAGAUAAGGCAGGCAUCAAAGCACCUGUCACAGUCCUCUUGGAGGAGAAUGAAAGGUUAUUUCCUGCUUUACACCAUCAUAGCUUUUAAUGUAAUACUACAGAAUGACAUCCAUAUGGAGUCAGAGUUCAGGCAACUGGAUUUGAUCGCCUGACCCAGAUCCCAGUACCUUAACCUAGUAAGUCCACAGCCAUCUUGUCCUUUUCAGAAGUGGUUUCCAUGUUAACAUGAGCAAUGCUAGAAACUGAGCAUUUCUAUUUCACCAAGUAAUGAAAUAGUCAGAGAAUGGGAUGACCCUACAUUAAAAAAAAAAAAAAAAUUCAUAAUUUAGUUUGCAAGCUAUACUACUAUGCAUCUUUCUAUUUUCUUCAUUACUCAGUUCAUUUUAUAUUCACAAAGUGAAUUCAGAAAAUUAUUAAUUCUGGGAUGUGUAGUGAUAUUCUUUGGAUCUCUGGAUUUUGUGUGUCAGUAUAAGAAAUUUGUUAUUUAAGAUAUAUUUAUUUAGAGGAAGCACAUUAUUAUUGAUGUCUGUUAUUCACAUUUUUCAACCUUUCUUUAUAAGUUUAGUUGGUUGUUAACUGACUAUUAUAGACCCUACUGUAAUUUGUCAAAUAUUACUGAUUAUAUGACUUGUAUGGAAUUCACUAUGAAGUGUACUGCUAUUCUUAUUCAAAAUAGUGCACUGGUAUCCAAAAAAUAACAUGUAUUGCAGAUGUUAGGUAGAACUUAAGCAGCACAAGUCAAGUGCUAUAGAUGUUUUUCUGCUAAAUUAGUAGACUAAAGAUACUGUAUCUUAGCCAGAGGAAGCAGCACGUUUUCCUUUGGUAGAUAGGAUCUCUACACUAGUGAACAGUGUCAGUUUCAUACUGUGGAUUUAGAACUGUUCUCUGGUUAUGGUAACACAGAAUACUACAAAUCCCUAAUUUACUUCAUGUCACUUAUUGGAAGUGGGGGUAGCAAAACAUGCCCAGGAAGAAAAUCUACUCUUUUUAGGCAUAGGUAGCCACCAGUUAUAAGGAAUUUAUAUUGUGAAACUUUGUGGGUUGUUUGUAACCUGGAAUGUAUUUUCCUUUAGAAAUCAGGUUAGGCACCCAGACCAGCUAGAAAUGAUUAUCAGACCCAUAGUUUAGCUGAAAUUGAAUAAUUUAAUAUGACUGCAAAAGGAACCAAGCCACCAAAUAUGAUUGGUUCCUGGGGGUGUUUGUUCAGAGCUGUCAAGAACAUCUCUGCCUGUUGCUAGUGGAAUCUAGACUGUUCAUCUCAGCCACAUAUCACCUGCUGGACAGAAUAAUGGUCUCCAGCAAAGAUGAGGGAGAAAAAGUCCAGAAAGCCUGGGGGUAGGAGGAGUGGAAGCAGGAUGAGGGGCCUCCAGGGGCGGGGGGUUGUAAGCGUUCCUCAGCUGGUGCCUUUUCUUUCAUCCGUGGUCUCAGGCUGGACUUCUUUUGCUCCCAUAGAUCACCUCCUUUCCAGCCCACUACAGAAAAGGACAUCGCUGCAUAGCUUUUCCUAUGUGCCAGGGUGUGGUGGAGGCGAGCACAUGACACUUGGAAUAGCCUUAGUGCUCUUGAUUGCAGUUUAAUUGCCCAGUAACCACAGGAAGGGUAAAAAGUCUCCACUUUCCUUUUCACAUACACCCUGUUGAAAAAAAAAAAAAAAAAAAGAAAGGUACACAUCAGUUAGGGGGUGGAGGUAGGCAAAGGGCAGUGGUAAAAUUCCUCAGCAUCUUAGAGGACACCUUACUUACCAAGAGAGACUUCUUCCUGGAGCUGGACUCAAGCCUCCAAGCUAGUGGUUCUCAAAGUGCAUCUCCCAGACCAGCAGCAUCAGCAUCAUGCAUGGACCUGUUAGAAUGCACAUUCCCAGGCCUGGCUUCAGACAGUGAAAUUGGCCGCUCUCAGAAAGGGGCAGCAAUCUGAACAAGGCCUCCAGGUGAUGCUAAUGCACAUCAAGUUUAAGAACCGCUCUGGACUAAUUAGUUCUCUCCAUGAGUCCUACUUCAGAAGAUAGUUUCCAGGCAAAAAAAAAAAAAAAAAAUGGGAGCCCAGGCAGGGAGGGGAGGAAAACACCUCAGUGACUCUGCAAUGGCAGGAAAAGCAAAGGAAUCUCUUGCUGUCACCCGCUGUGCCCCCUCCCUCCAGAAUUACCAGUGCAGGUGCACACUCCAAAACUACACUUAGGGUUACUUCAGGUAAGGCACAGUGAGGAUGACAUUUUUAUAGCUGUGAAGAAAUCAAAGUAAGGCUUUUUUUUUUUUUUUCCUUUUUCUUUUUUCUUUUUUUGAGGGAAAUUAAAAGAAAACCCCUUUUGUAAAUGUAACCUUGGAGGAAAUACUGAAUUUGUGUCAGAAGUCAGUUUGCCACAGAGUGUGUUCGUGGGGGCAUCAAUCCUGUCCUCCUUUUAAAGUGAAUUCGCAGUCAGUGGUAGAGCACUUGCCUAGCAUGCACAAGGCCCUGGGUUCUAUCCACAAUGUGGCAAAAAUAAAUAAAGUGAAUUCUCUCCUGAUUGGUCUACACUGAUAAAGGAACUACAAACUGCUCUGAAAAGUAGCAAUUUGGCUCCAUUGCAGUGUAGCCCAGCAGUGGAGGGCACUAGUAAUUGGGGUGGGUAGAAGGUGGUGAUAAUACUGGAUAUUUGAUUUUGUGCCUUGGAGAAAAACCUUCCCUCCAUUUUUCAGUUUAAAUGACUUGGGGCUUAGGAAGGGCAUAGGCUUUAAGACUAAUUCCCUCCCUCAAGCAAAUGUCCAGCAACUUUCAAAACAACAAUCCAGAUGACAUCAUUUAGCAGUACUCAUAAAUGGUUUUCCUUAAGGAUGACAGAUCUCAAACUUUGUUAGCAACAGAACAUUCUUCCUCUGAAAUAGAGUGAAUUUUUAAUAAUGAUAUAAGGCUUUCAGGUACAAAUUGGGGGUGGGGUGGCUAACAACUGAAAAAUAUCAGAAUCAAAAGAGAGUUCUUGGAAAACAAUGUAAUAUUUGCAAGGAUGCAGACAUCCUCCUUUGGGGUUUUCUCUGAGGAAGGCCCUGAAACUGGGCCUAUUUGUAUACAGGCUCAAAUUUGUGUUUUUAAGGAAGAAUCUAUGCAGCUGAGGCUUAUUGUAGGAAUGCUUCAUUUGUAUAUAAAUAUAUUGUAAAUAAAUAGGAGGCUGUAUAUUUUUGCAGUUGUUGAUCCACACUGAAAUAGAAGUCACUAGUAUCUGCAUAUAAAGAAUAAAUGUUUUCAUAGAUAUUAGUGGUGGUUUUGUUUGAGAAUUAGAACAAUUUUACUUUCUAUCCCAGGUAUCAUAAUUCUCUCAGUAUAAACUUGGAACCUAAAACCUUACUUAAUUGUUUAGAAAAAGAAAUGUCUGAGAAAUAGCUGUGUUGAUUUUUUUUAUGCUGGUAUUAAAAUCACUUGUUUAAAUGAUAGUUCUCUGAGCUACAAGAAUAUUUAGACCCCAAUCAUUGUCAUAUAAAAAUAGGUAAACCCCAAAUGACAGAUUGUUUCUUAAUAAAAUUCUUUGCUGUUUAACAUUGAUGCCACUAUGCAGUAUUUACGAAAACAGGAGUUAGGAGAAUGUUUUUGUUUUUUGUUUUUCCAAAACUGAAUUGCUACAUUUCCCAAACUUUGGGAUCUUGGUGUGGAGAGUAUGGGUAGGGGGACUGAAUAUUAACUAUGAGCACAAAUUUGAAGGGAAAAAAAGUUAUUUUAUCAAGUUUUGAAAGUUGCAUGUUUGCUUUUUAUUUUAGUGUUGAGGCCGACAUAGUCUCUUAUGUAAGUGUUUUCCCCCAAAACACUUGAAUCCUAAGUGUUGGUUCGUAAUCCAUUCUCUGGAGUCCAGUGUAUUUUAGACUUCAUCUGAGUCCGGUAUGUGUAGCACACCACUGUUCUAUUAAUGUAAAAACCUUGUAAAUGAAUUUCAGAUGGGUCAUUUGGGUCACAAAUCACAAAACUUUGCUAUUCACAGUUAAGCAAAUAGAGAGUUUUGUUUUCUUUUUCAGGGUGUGGUGUAAAUAAAGAAAUGUAAGGAGUUCUGUUCUAUAACUGCUCUGUUAACAUAGUUUUUAAACAGUAAAAAUGUGAACUAAAAGUA
Molecule: messenger RNA, 8090 nt
Organism: Ictidomys tridecemlineatus (thirteen-lined ground squirrel)
Lineage: Eukaryota; Metazoa; Chordata; Mammalia; Rodentia; Sciuridae
Source: RefSeq, a predicted model, not a curated record